CCUCAGCAACACGAGUGGCCUCCAAGCGACGAGAGCUCCAACCAAAAGCGGGGCACCAGGACGGACCAGGCCGGCCCGGAGAGCAGAGCGGGCCAGGCUCACUGCCACCAAAGGAGCAACGAUUAAACGUUGGUAUCAUCCAAAGUCUUCACAGGCGUAGGGGUCUUCUGGAAUCUUCGUCGAGCCUGGUUCUGAACCGGAGCUGGCACGUUCACUGAUGCCCAUCCCGAGACAGGAACCAGAAACAAAAGGAGAAGGAUUAGCGUAACUGCUGUUCAUUCCAUUUCAGGCAGAAAUGACUGAGAUGAGACAUGUAUGUGAAUGCUAGGCUAAAGAAAUGUGUCUUGGAUCUGGAUUUUUUUGGUUAACUGGGAAAUAUGAGGCGAACGUGCUAACCCUAAGCCACCGGUGUCUCAAGGUUUCUUCUUCAUGUGGUCUCAGGGUGUUUUUCCUCACCACGUCGCCUCUGACGUGCUCACCAGGGACCAAUUUAUCAAUUAAGAACUGAGAUAUUUCGGUAAAUCUGCUUUGUGACACUGUCCACUGUUAAAAGUUCAGAGUGAUUAAAAAUGACAUGAAAAUCCCUCCAUGCUGCGUGAAAAACUCCUGACUGAAAUGAAUUUAAAAUACACAUGAGGAUAUUGUAGGUAUUUUUUCUGUCUGCUGCUAUAAAUAUAUCUUUGCGGAACAGCAUGUAGGUUUUUCUGUCUCGAACUGUUUUUAUUUCUCAGUCUGACUUCUCGGUUUGACGCGGAAGGUCACUCAGCUGGGAGAAGAACACAGAAGCAGGAGUUGAAAGACGGAGGAGGAGCUGGGAGGUGAAAGGGGAUUUUCCGCCGCACCGGCAACCAAUCAGAAGCGACAUAAACACGUUACGUCAUUUUUUUUUUUCCAUUUCGCUUUGCGCGAGCCAGACAGCGACCCGGUCCUCGGUGUCUUUACCUCCGUUAUGCGCGUCUCCAAAAACACGUUGAUCUGAAAAGAGAAGAGUGAAAAUGUCUGCCGUGCUGCAGGAGGUGGAUGAAGCAGAGCUGGUGCGCGUGGCGUUAGUCAGAAGCAGCGCGGGCGCGUGCUUACGGGGCGUCCUGAAGAGAUCCGCGCGCGCAGUCGCUCUCAAACUCCUUAACACGGACAGCUGUUUGUCACAGAUCCAGGACGCAUUGGCGCAGGGUGGAGAGUGUGUGGGGCGGGUUCUGCAGCCUGUAGGUGUGUAUCGGAGUCGUUUUCUCACUGGCCUGCUGUGGGACUGGAUGCCUGAAGGAUCUCUUCAUUCUCUGCUGUAUGAGACUCGCCUGUACCCGGACCUGCCGCUGGUUCUCCGCUUACGGAUCCUGCUGGACGUGGCCGAGGGUCUAAAGGUCCUUCACUCCGUCUCUCUGCCUCACGGUGCGCUGAAGACCACCAACGUCCUGCUGGACCACCAGUACCGCGCUAAACUGUGUGACUGGGGACAGCAGAUGCUCGUGGACGUGAGAACCCGUGUCUCUAACGGCGGCGCUCCGUGUUUUAGAGACCUGGCUUUCCUGGCACCGGAGGUUCUGCUGGGAAACGUUCCGUGUGUGAAGUCUGACGUGUACAGUUUUGGGGUUCUGAUGUGGGAGACUCUGAACAGACGACCGCCGUGUGAAGGUUUCGAUCAGCUGCAGAACCUCGUUAUGUGCACUCAGGAAGGGGCGGAGCUAGGUAUGGAGAUUAAUCUGUUGCCCCUGAAGACACCACAAAGCCACGCCCUCACUCAGCUCAUGACCAGAUGUUGGUCUGUUGAUCCAAAACAGCGUCCGCCGGCUGAAGAGUGUGUGCUGGUGCUCAGGAAGGUUCUGGAAACACUGGACUCGGGAGCUCUUUGUACAGCGGUCCACCUGAUAAAAACGUGCAAGGAGAGGGCGCUGCUGAGCUGUAAUCACACUCCAGCCUGGGAGUUGCCUGUGGAGCUCAACAACCUGGAGGGCUACGGUGGCUGCACACGUCCAAAAUCCCUGAUGUCCAAGGCGAUUCCGGUGACGGUGCCGCACUCACACCGACACGCCGCUCGAACCUGCAAAUCGGACGAGACGACUCCGAGAGGAAGUCCGCCUUCUCCCAGUCCGGCACGGGCGUCGCCUCCGACACCAUGCUGCAGGGAUGCGUCAGACGGUCCGGGGAGUUUAUCCGGCAGUAACCGGGAGAGACGUUGCAGUGGAGUUUGUGGCGUAAAACCGUCUCGAGCAUCUCCACCACCAAACACGCCGUCCGGCUCGCCCACGUCCCCGAUACACACACCUCUACAGCCCGCAAACCAGCCCGUGUGUCCCGCGUCCUCCGGCUGGACGUGCUGUCGGCUCCUGCGGGAGAGACGUGAGGCCAUCGUGCGCUUCAUGACCGAGGGGCGACUCAACAACCUGCUGGACGUGUUGCGGGCGAGGCGGGCGGUCACACGCGAGGACUACGAGUUCAUCACGGCGGCCAUGACACUGAGCGCACGCACGCGCUGCCUCCUGGACACGUGCGCUUGUCUGGGGGAGAAAGUCGCCGUCCUUGUAGCCACCACUCUGGGUCUGGUCUCUAUCGAGGCCACAAACGGACACGCCCGCUCUGUCUCUCUCUUCUAAAGGCCAGGGAAUGAAAUCACUAAAGUGUUCCUCUGUUAUUGACCUCGUUAGUGAGUUAUCUAAGAAGCAUCACGCCCUUUGUUAUAGAGACGGCGACAGAUCUGAUGUAAACUCGGGGCGUGUGACUUGAUCAGACGAGAGCUGAUUUGAUCACAGAGCGUUAGACAUCAUCAGCAGCAUUCUGUGGAGGUGUGAACAUCUUAAUCAGCACCUUUUUAACUCUUUUAAGUGAAUCUCAGGCUAUCAAAGAGGUCCGUGAUCUAUUACAACCUAAUUAAAGGAGCGUAUUUAUUCAGUUGUUUGUAAAAAAUGUUUUUUUUAAAAAAAAAAUUAGAUGUUUUUAGUUUCUAUGGUCUUCUUUUUUUUUUUUCUGUCCAGCUUUAAAUGUACUCAUUGUUUCUGUCGCUUUUAUGAACCUAUAUGUGAGCUGGGAUUGUCCAUAUUUCUCUCAGUAUGUAAGCAUGGUAUGCUCUCCCGUAGGAGACGUCGUGCACGUUGCACAAACACGAGUAUUUCCUCAUCUAGUAGUGGAUUUUAUCCUGCAAGUAUCUUGUAACAAGAACGUCUUUAUUUUUUUUUUUUACUGUUUUAUACAGCACCACGGUACAGCUCAUGUACCGUAUGGGAUUAAUCGGUGGACAUUAAACUAAGUUUAAACGCUGUGGUGUGUGUUGGGGGUUUUUUUUCUUUCUUUUCUUUCAGUUCACGUGUCACGCCGCCUCUCACACGCUCGCUCUAAUGACGUGCCGUCUCUCCGUGAACAGCAUCGGGGUCUCUGUACGCUCCUCUCUAAAGUCACUUUUGUUUUGAACGUGUCGGAUUUCUCACCCGUGUUAUACUCUGUCACGUGCAGCGCUGUCUGAACCGGAGAUCAGAAAACCGGUGAUGGCGUGUUGAUUAGUUUUCUAUAACGGCACGUCUAAGAAGUAAAAGCGGUGUAAAAAAGAAAACGCAUCUAUUUCAUUUAAAAAAAAAAAUGUAACCAGUUAUGAUUAUUUAAUCACACGAGUAUUAAACAUACACGUACAAACAAUCAUUCAUUUAGUAGUAAAGGAGUAAAUAUAAUAAGAGAAUGUUUGUUUGUUUGUUUGUUUGUUUGUUUGUAUACUCAUUACUGGCAAACCUCAUAUAUUACUACUACUACUACUAAUAAUAAUAAUAAUUUCACCACGGAGACACAGUGGCUUAGUGGUUAGCACGUUUGAUUCCCACCUCCACCCUCACUCGAUCGAUUCCCACCUCCACCCUGUGUGCACGCACUUUUCAUGUUCUCCCUGUUUUUUGGGGGUUCCUCCGGGUACUCCGGUUUCCUCCCCCAGUCCAAAGACAUGCGUUGUAGGCUGAUUGGCAUGUCCAAAUUGUCCAUAGUGUGUGAAUAGAUGUUCGAGUGUGUGUGAAUGUGCCCUGCACCUCUGUGCCUUUACCAGACUGCCAUCAGGCAGACGGUACCGCAGCAUUCAAUCCAGACCCAGCAGGCUGAAGAACAGUUUCUACGA
Molecule: messenger RNA, 4084 nt
Organism: Ictalurus furcatus (blue catfish)
Lineage: Eukaryota; Metazoa; Chordata; Actinopteri; Siluriformes; Ictaluridae
Product: receptor-interacting serine/threonine-protein kinase 2
Exons: 11
Coding region: 996-2588 (530 amino acids)
Biological process (GO): regulation of apoptotic process; protein phosphorylation
Molecular function (GO): ATP binding; JUN kinase kinase kinase activity
Source: RefSeq, a predicted model, not a curated record